Messenger RNA from Ricinus communis (castor bean), 2096 nucleotides. Its product is annotated as low affinity sulfate transporter 3. NCBI's taxonomy places the organism in Eukaryota, Viridiplantae, Streptophyta, Magnoliopsida, Malpighiales, Euphorbiaceae. The coding region runs from base 72 to 2048 and encodes 658 amino acids. Gene Ontology annotation, molecular function: secondary active sulfate transmembrane transporter activity. The transcript has 12 exons. The record is from RefSeq and is a predicted model, not a curated record. Gene Ontology annotation, cellular component: membrane. Gene Ontology annotation, biological process: transmembrane transport.
UAAACCCUUAGAAGAACACUUCAUAUAAGCUCACAGGAGUUCUUUCAAGCACCUCAAACCCCAUCCUCAACAUGGGUUCACAAGCAGCAGAUCAAACCUUGAGAUGGGAAGAGCUACAGCAGCUUGAUAUUGAUGACGCUAAAACUAGUCAGCUUGAAAGAGCAAAUUGGGUGAUGAAUUCUCCUGAUCCACCAGGCCUUCUGUCUGAACUUGUAGCUUCAGUGAAGGCAAUUGUCUUCCCUCAUGGAAAAAAAACUCCAAAGCAAGCUGGGGCCACAAAACCUGCUAUAUCAUUCUUGCAAAGCCUUUUUCCGAUCCUUAGUUGGGGCAGAGGUUACAGAGUCUCCAAGUUUAAAAGUGAUUUAAUGGCAGGUUUAACACUUGCUAGCCUCAGCAUUCCUCAGAGCAUUGGGUAUGCUAAUUUGGCAAAACUUGAUCCUCAGUACGGCCUAUACACCAGUGUUGUUCCUCCUUUGAUUUAUUCUGUAAUGGGGAGUUCAAGAGAGAUAGCCAUUGGACCUGUAGCUGUGGUAUCUAUGUUGCUCUCUUCCAUGAUUCAGGACAUACAAGAUCCCGUAGCUGACCCUGCUGCUUAUAGGAAGUUGGUUUUUACUGUUACCUUCUUUGCCGGAACCUUUCAAGCUAUAUUUGGUUUGUUUAGGUUGGGAUUUCUUGUGGACUUUCUUUCACAUGCCGCUAUUGUUGGAUUUAUGGCUGGUGCAGCCAUUGUUAUUGGCCUUCAGCAACUUAAAGGGCUACUUGGUAUCAGUCAUUUCACUACUAAAACUGAUGUAGUCUCUGUCCUGCAUUCUGUUUUCACAUCAAUUGAUCAUCCGUGGUCGCCACUAAAUUUCGUUCUGGGCUGCUCAUUUCUUAUCUUCCUCCUAUUUGCCAGGUUCAUCGGCAGGAGAAACAAGAAGUUUUUCUGGCUUCCAGCCAUUGCUCCUCUUAUAUCAGUUAUAUUAUCCACUUUGAUAGUGUUCUUGGCAAAAGCUGACAAGCAUGGAGUUAAUAUUGUAAAACAUAUCAAAGAAGGCCUGAAUCCAAGUUCAGUCCAUGACUUACAAUUCAAUGGUCCGCAUGUUGGACAAACAGCCAAAAUUGGCCUCAUUUCUGCAAUUAUUGCUCUUACCGAAGCGAUUGCUGUUGGCCGGUCUUUCGCUUCCAUAAAAGGUUACCACCUUGAUGGGAACAAAGAAAUGGUAGCCAUGGGCUUCAUGAACAUUGCAGGAUCUUUGACUUCUUGCUAUGUGGCAACUGGGUCAUUCUCAAGAACUGCAGUGAAUUUCAGUGCAGGAUGCGAAACUGUAGUAUCGAACAUAGUAAUGGCUAUUACAGUGCUAUUGUCCCUGGAACUGUUUACUAGGCUCUUGUAUUAUACUCCCAUUGCCAUUCUUGCUUCAAUCAUUCUAUCUGCUCUUCCUGGACUCAUUAACAUACAUGAGAUUUGCCACAUCUGGAAGGUGGAUAAGCUAGACUUCAUUGCUUGCAUUGGUGCUUUCUUUGGUGUUCUGUUUGCAUCAGUGGAAAUCGGUCUUCUAGUUGCGGUAACCAUCUCAUUUCUGAAGAUAUUACUGAACUCUAUUCGACCAGGCAUAGAAGAACUUGGAAGAAUUCCAAGAACAGAUACUUACUCUGACAUCAAUCAAUAUCCCAUGGCCAUUAAAACUUCAGGCAUUUUAACAGUCCGAAUCAACUCUGCCUUGCUUUGCUUUGCAAAUGCCAAUUUCAUAAGAGAAAGGAUAAUGAGUUGGGUCACAGAAAAGGACGAUAAAACAGAAGAUAACACUAACGGAAGGAUCCAAGCAGUAAUUCUUGACCUGUCCACUGUAACAAACAUCGAUACUGCAGGAAUUAUUGCACUAGAAGAGCUGCACAAGAAGUUGCUUACACAUGAAACAGAGUUGGUUUUAGCCAACCCAAGAUGGCAAGUGAUGCACAAGCUAAGGGUAGCUAAAUUCUUAGAUAGAAUUGGAAGAGAAAAGAUUUUCCUCACAGUUGGUGAAGCUGUAGAUGCAACCGUUACUACUAAAUUGAAUAGCUGUUGAUUGUUGUAACCCAAAGAAAACAAGAAUAUAAAGGAGUUGUUAGAUUGA